Molecule: messenger RNA, 3390 nt
Organism: Lucilia sericata (common green bottle fly)
Lineage: Eukaryota; Metazoa; Arthropoda; Insecta; Diptera; Calliphoridae
Gene: Cep135
Product: centrosomal protein of 135 kDa
Exons: 15
Coding region: 129-3317 (1062 amino acids)
Source: RefSeq, a predicted model, not a curated record
UAAAUUUUGACAUUAAAAUGCCGCUUUUUUACUUGUUUACAUUUAUAUUUAAAUUGUUCCGCUAAAAAUCUAUAAUUUAAUGUUAUUUUAUAGUUAAUUGAUUGUUUAAAGUAUAAAAACUAUUCAAAAUGAGUUUAAGUGAUAGUGUAUUUAAUAAUUUACGCCAAAAGUUGGAUGUUAUGGGCUAUCGACAGUCAUUGCCCUUGGCCGCUAUACCACUUGUUGGAACCUUAUUUGAAGAUUUUAUUAAAACUACCGAAAGUUUAAGAGAUUCGAAAAAGCAAAUUAUGGAAUUAUUAGAGGAAAAAUCAUGUUGGGAAUUGGGUGUCGAACCGUACAAGUGUGAUAAUUCACGUCUACUACAAGAAUGCAAUCAAUUGCAUACACAAAUCCUAAAACAACAAGAAGAAUAUGAGGAAAAAAUACAAGAACUAAAUAUUAAAAUUCGAGAUCUACAAACCGAUAAAUUACAUUUACAACAACAGUGUGAACAGUUGCAACAACAAUUAAAGCAAAUACAAACUAAAACUGGCAGUACAAAUAUGAAAAAUGGCAAGGAAACGAAAUCCAAGAAACCUUUUAUUACCACCGUACGCUCAGGCCAUGAAUUGCCCGCUUUGCAGCCUUUACAGGAUCAUAAUAGUAAUUUGAAAUGUACAAAGUGUAAUAUGGGUUAUUAUCAACGCAUUGAGACCGGUGGCGGUUUAACAACUAAAGCUGCAGAUAGAAAUUUAGAACAAUUAGAAAAUACCAAUAAAGAUUUAAUGGAUCACAUAAAAUUUUAUCAGAAAAAGAUAGAAGCCCGCGAUCGUGAAAUCUUACGUCUUAAUGAUUUGCUGGCCGGAGGACGUCCUCCUGCUGCCUUGGCUCGUGAUUGUUGCUAUAAAAACUUUAACACUCUCAAUGAAGAUAUUGAUUUAUUGCAGCGCGAAAAAAUGGAUAGUCUUACGCGAAUGCGUGAAUAUCAGGAACAAAUGCACGAGGCCAUGCAAAGGGCUUUGGAUUUAGAGAAAUCAAAUCGUUCUUUACAAAAACAAUUGGAAGAAUUAAAAGAUGCCGCUUUAAUGGUGGAAACACAAGCGAAUAACGAAAUUGCUUUAAGGGAGGCCGAAGUGGAAAUGCUUAAAAGGCAGUUGAAGGAAAUGAUGACAAAAGAGAAGAGUGGUCUGGAUAAACAGAAAGUCGAGUUGAAGAAGGGAAAGUCUGGGGCAGUGACCACAAUAGACAAACAUAAAAUUAAUGAGAAAAUUAAUGAAUUAACACAAAAAGAAUCUGAACUCAAGCAAGAAAAUGAUCACUUACAGCGUAAAGUUUCAAAAUUAAAAACGAAACUGCAAUACUUGCAAAAAGAAAUCAAAGAAAUCGAAUCUCAACAUGCCCAACAUUUAGAUGAAGAAAAAAUACGCCUCAAAUCGGAACGUGAUUUCUUUCAAAAAGAAUAUCUACGCCUACUUAGCAAGGCGGGUUCAGACAAAGAAAUUGAAUUUCUUCAAAACCAAAUUAAGUCUAAAGACGAAGAACUGCGCGUUUUACGUUCCGAGUUAUGUAUAAGACAAAGUAAUGCUCUUGUGCCCUGCCUUAAAGAUAACCAAAAUCUUGCCUCCUCCUUACCCUCCACAGCACGUUCUACUGCCUCUAGUUCUAGCAGUGAUUGUGUUCAGGCUGUGGUCUUGAGAGUGGAAAGAGAACGUGAUUGUGCUAGAGCUGAAGUGGAACGUGUUAAAUGUGAAAGGGAUACAUUAAGGGAGAAGCUAUUGUGUACCACUAAAAUGCAUGAUGAGCAAAUGCAUUGUACACAACAGCGUUAUGAGGGACUUAGUGAACGUUUGCGGCAAUUAGAAAGAGAAAAUAGGGAAUUACAAUCAGCACGUAUGCCAUCGGAGUCACAAAUAAUGAUGUUGAAAGAUGAGCUGGAGUGCUAUAAACAACAGCAGUUCCAAUUGAGGGAGGAGAAUAAUAAGCUACAAACGACCUACAAUCAGUUGAAAAUGCUACACGAACAGACCGAACGCUGUUUAUCGGAUUAUCAAAAUAAACUUUUAUUAGCUGAACGCCAAAUAGAAUCCUCAAAUAUGCGUUUAAAUACUUUAGAUACCAAUCGUGAGUCUUCCCAGCAGGAGGUGAUCAGAUUACGCAGUGAAGUAGCAGCUUUAAAGCAGACUUAUGUUUCUUUGGAAAAUGAAAAGGAUAAAAUUUUGACUCAAUUAGAUUCGAAGACAGAGAAGGUUUAUCAAUUGGAAUAUGAACUGAAAGCCUGCAAAGAAAAACGUAAUAUGUUAGAGAAACAGGUUGGUGAAUUGGAAGAGCAAUUAGGUAAACUUAAAUAUCAAACACGUGAACGUGAUUCUGAACUACACGAGACCUCUACGGAAAGCAAAAGUUUAAAACAACAACUUACCGCCUUAAAAACCAGUCGAGAUCAGGCCAUACAAGAAAAUGUACGUCUGACCAAUGACUUGGCCGAUAGCCAGGCUGAAGUUGUUAUUUUGAAAAAACAACUUAAAGAUUCUGAAAAGGAAAUUGAACGUUUGAAACAACAGCUGAGAAAAUAUGUGGAGGAAGUGAAAAAAGCGGAGGAUUUAUUAAUGCAAAAGGAAAAAGAACGUGAUGAAAUGUUGGAUCAUUAUAGAAGUUUGUCGCAUGAUGCUGUUAUGCUGGAGGGUAAUAAUCAGAGUUUGGAAAAUGAAGCUGCGGAAUAUAAACGACAAGUGGUAGAAUUGGAAACUGAUAUAGUUUCCCUUAAAAAAGAACUAUGCUGCCGUAAUAAUUUAAUCUCAGAAUUGGAAGAUAAAAUUGCCACACUUACUGCCAAGGCCACAUGUUUGGAACAUAAACUGGAGGAAAGUUUAGAUGAACAACAUCUAUUAAAAACUGAUUUGACAGCACGAAAAGAAUUAUGCAAUAAAUUAGAUAUAGAAAAGGAUAAAUUAAAUGCAGAAUUAUAUGAAUUAAAUGACAUAAAGAGAAAGUUGGAAUCCGAAAAUGAAAAACUACGUAUGGAAAUUGAUAAAACGGAAAAGGGAAAACUGAUUUCAGCCGAAACCUUAGAAGAGCUAUUAGCCAAGACUCGCCGUGAUUUGGAAGAACAAAUCAAAGUUGAUAGUAAAUUAAGUCAAGAACUAGUGCGUUUAAGACAAACCAAUGAGGAACUACUGAAUGAUUUAGCUCAAGAGAAACAAAAACGUGAACAACAUCAAAUACUCGCCCACGAAUAUCAAGUACAAAAUCAAGAGCUGCGUCACAAUCUUACCGAUGAUCGUUUUCGUCAGGCUCGUUCACGCGAACAAAGUCCACGUUUUCCCACACAAACUUUAUAGUUGUCUUUCUCUUUAAUAUUUUUUUCUAAUUUUAUUUAUUUUCUUUUAUUUUUAUUAAGAAAACAUUCCUUUU